Zingiber officinale is the source of this 1481-nucleotide messenger RNA. Its product is annotated as mitochondrial phosphate carrier protein 3, mitochondrial-like. NCBI's taxonomy places the organism in Eukaryota, Viridiplantae, Streptophyta, Magnoliopsida, Zingiberales, Zingiberaceae. The coding region runs from base 105 to 1223 and encodes 372 amino acids. Gene Ontology annotation, cellular component: mitochondrial inner membrane. The record is from RefSeq and is a predicted model, not a curated record. The transcript has 6 exons. Gene Ontology annotation, molecular function: phosphate transmembrane transporter activity. Gene Ontology annotation, biological process: mitochondrial phosphate ion transmembrane transport.
CCUAACCAGUUCCUUCACCGUCUCCUUCGUCCUCUCAAUCUGACUCGCCGCUGCCUCCUCGAUCUCCUCCUCUUCUUUCGGCCACUUUUCACUAUUUAGAGGAGAUGGAAAUGGCCGAGGGAUCUCGCAGAUCCCUCCUCCCGAGCUUCCUCUACUCGCCUUCUUCCGCCUCCUGCAACCCUGCCAUUGAUCGUAUCCUGGGGAGGAGCCUGCCCUCACCUGCUGCUGCGGCGGAGGCAAAUGGCGCCUCGGCAGCCCCGUUCGUUGUCGCCCAGGCGCCUAAGGAGUCCGGGAAGAUUGAGAUGUAUUCUCCGGCGUUCUACGCCGCCUGCACCGCUGGCGGCAUUGCCAGUUGUGGGCUCACCCAUACGGCUGUCACGCCGCUUGAUCUCGUCAAGUGCAACAUGCAGAUCGAUCCAGCCAAGUACAAAAGUAUCUCUUCAGGAUUUGGGGUGUUGCUCAAGGAACAAGGGGCCAGGGGUUUCUUCAAGGGCUGGGUUCCUACCCUGCUUGGAUACAGCGCCCAAGGAGCAUGCAAGUUUGGCUUUUACGAAUUCUUCAAGAAAUAUUAUUCAGAUCUCGCCGGCCCGGAGUUUUCAUCCAAAUAUAAAACUUUGAUUUAUCUCGCUGGGUCUGCUUCUGCCGAAGUUAUUGCUGACAUAGCUCUCUGUCCCUUCGAGGCUGUGAAGGUGCGGGUCCAGACUCAGCCUGGUUUUGCUAGGGGGUUGAGUGAUGGCUUACCAAAAUUUGUCAAAUCGGAAGGUGUUGGGGGACUUUACAAAGGAAUAGUUCCACUUUGGGGUCGUCAAAUUCCGUAUACUAUGAUGAAAUUUGCAUCAUUUGAGACUGUGGUCGAGAUGGUCUACAAGUAUGCAAUUCCUGUUCCUAAAGAUCAGUGUAGCAAACCACUUCAGUUGGGUGUGAGUUUUGCCGGUGGAUAUAUCGCUGGAAUUUUCUGUGCUGUAGUUUCUCAUCCAGCAGACAACCUUGUCUCUUUUCUUAACAAUGCCAAGGGUGCCACAGUUGGUGACGCUGUUCAAAAGCUCGGUGUGUGGGGUUUAUUCACCCGUGGCCUUCCGCUACGUAUUGUCAUGAUCGGUACCCUAACUGGCGCACAAUGGGGAAUUUAUGAUGCAUUCAAGGUCAUGGUUGGCCUUCCUACUACUGGUGGUGUUGCUCCUGCUCCUGCAGCCGAGGUACCUAAGCUGGGAGCUGCUGCUUGAUUAUUUAUAAAGAACAUUAACGUAAGACUUUUUAGAAUUAUAGGCUCGUUUGAUGAGCAAGUGUUGAAUGCUUCCCGAGCAACACAUUGGUUUUGACUUAGUUUUUGAGGACGGCCUUGUUUCCAUCCUCCAUUGAUGCUGUUUCGGGGAAACAUUGCUUCUUUAGCACUUAACAGACACGAGUUCCUGUGGAAUUAGCAGGAAGAGUUUGCAUUUUUCAUUCUAUAUUAUUAUUUUAAUUUUGGUUAAGCAUUAAAA